Dictyostelium purpureum is the source of this 507-nucleotide messenger RNA. RefSeq lists its product as uncharacterized. Gene Ontology annotation, cellular component: cytoplasm. The record is from RefSeq and is a predicted model, not a curated record. The transcript is spliced from 2 exons. Gene Ontology annotation, biological process: protein folding. The coding region runs from base 1 to 507 and encodes 168 amino acids. Lineage: Eukaryota; Evosea; Eumycetozoa; Dictyosteliales; Dictyosteliaceae.
AUGACCCAAAUUAAUAAAUGUGAAAGAUAUACAUGGACACAAACAUUAAAUGAUUGUACCAUUUCAAUAAAAUUAGAUAAUCCAGUUAAAUCCAAAGAUUUAUUAAUUAAAAUUGACAAUGACCAUUUAACAGUAAAAAACAACACAAAUAACGAUACCAUUAUCAAUGGUAAAUUACACAAAAAUGUUAAAAAAAAUGAUUGCAAUUGGACUUUAGAAUCUGGUAAAAAUAUUGAAAUCGAAUUAUGUAAAUUAAAAGGACAAGAAUGGUGGGCCUCCAUUAUUGAGGGUGAAAAUGAAAUUGAUGUUACUCAAAUAAAACCACAAAACUCUACAUUAUCAGAUUUAGAUGGCGAAACUAAAGCAAUGGUCGAAAAGAUGAUGUAUAAUCAAACUAGAAAAGCUCAAAAUCUUCCAACAACCGACGAGUUAGAAAGAGAGAAAAUUUUGGAAGACUUUAAGAGUCAACACCCAAAUAUGGAUUUUUCAAAUGCUAAAUUUAAUUAA